AUGGAAGAAAGAAAACGAAUAUCAGCAACGCAGCUGCACCUCAUGGAGGAGGUCGAGCAGCUGCGUCACCUGGUCAAGGGAGGAUCGACAGACGACAAAACAAACUCGCUGCUGCUGACCAGGGAGGAGCAACUAGAAGCGUACCGCGAGAAUGAAAGAGAGAGGCCGGAGGUUUUCGCGGGAUGCACGACGGAGCUGCAAGGGGAGAUCCCCUCCCCCUACCUGUCGACCAAAGUGAAGAUGCGGAAGGAACGUACCUUGAUAGAAGAGGUGCGAUUCAGGGGUGAGCGAUGUAGGGGAUCACAGGCAGUAUUCAAAGCGGCAUCAGCUCACUUUGAGGAGGCGUUCAAGGAGGUCCAGGUGGGGCCACAUUCGGCGGAUGCUGAUUUCGUGGUGGACCGGGUGCUGCCGUCAGAGGCGGCGGCCAAGCUCGGUGCCCCGUGGACGGAACCCGAAGUCAAGGCGGCGUUGAUCGGACUGCCAAAGGGGAAGUCACCAGGUCAGGACGGCCUGCCGGCGGAACUUUUUGUGUCUCACUGGGACCUGCUGGGGGAGUGCUUCAUGGAAUUUGUCAGAGGUUUUGAGCGAACGGGGGUGCUGCCAAAAUCACUGACAACGGCACUAACAAAACUGUUGCACAAAAAAGGAGAGAAGGACCUAUUGACAAAUUACAGGCCGAUCACGCUCCUCACGACGGUGUACAAGGUCCUGGCCAAGGUCCUAGUGAACAAGCUCAAGAAGGAGCUUCAUCAAGUAAUCUCGAAGGAGCAACAUGGUUUCAUACCGGGGCGCAGCCUGGCGGAUGCGAUCGUGGUAGUGGCUGACGUGAUCAAGGCGGCGUACAACGACGGGGAGGAUUGGUACCUCCUGCUGGUGGAUUUUCAGAAGGCCUACGACACGGUGUCGCGGCCCUUCCUUUUCAGAACGCUGGAGAAGCUCGGGCUGCCGGGGAACUUUGUCAGGUGGACGGAAGGCCGGCACAAGGGGGCCGGGACGAGAAUGGCGAUUAAUGGCUGGUUAGGUGAACGGAUGGAGAUGCAGAGAGGAGUAAGGCAAGGUUGCCCGCUCGCGCCUUACCUCUUCCUGUGCGCCCUGGAGCCGCUUUGCGCCGAAAUAAGGGGGCGCGAUUUGGGGGUCAGAGCAGACGGCGGAGACGCGGUGUCAUACGUGGGGUACGCGGACGAAACUUCCUCUGAUCCUCCGGGGAGAAGCGCAACUGCACUCAACGGCAGCAGCCCUCGACUGGCGCGAAUCUAUCUACCGCCGGAGGAGUUAUGGGCAAAGAUUUGCAAGACCUGUGACAACUACGUCUCAAAAGGGGAGGCGACGGCAGAUAAGACUUUCGUCCUCUGGAGCGGAGAACUGGCAAGACUCCCCAAGAAAGAGGGAGGGCUGGGACUAAUCGACUCGAAGGACCGGUUAGACAGCAUGGCGAUCCGGCAGGUCGGGAUGUUUCUGACGGAGCAGGACACAAUAAAGCGGUGGUUGUCGGAGAAGGCGGCAGCUCUGUGA
Messenger RNA from Closterium sp. NIES-65, 1512 nucleotides. Lineage: Eukaryota; Viridiplantae; Streptophyta; Zygnematophyceae; Desmidiales; Closteriaceae. The record is from the annotation of a GenBank genome assembly.